AUGACACGGUACCAGCAGAGGGUUACUGUGAGACUUGAAAUGAAUUUAUUUGUACUAGCUUCCUGCAUUAAAGCUCACCGGAAGUUGGCCGUGACGAAGAAUCAUGUUAUCAAAUCCAAGGAUGAAAUGCCGACAGUUCUGACUCGAAGCGACCCAUGUAUCGAAAUAUGUGCUGAUCAUAAGACUGAAAUAGUGAAGUUUUAUUGUGAGGAACAUGAUUGUGUAGGCUGUGGAGACUGCAUGGUUCUGGAACAUAAAUCCUGCAAGGUUCAGUUGAUUGCUAAUGUAUCCAGUAACUAUGGCAAGAGUGAAGAGCUAAUUAGAAUUAGACAUAAAAUUGAUCAUCUGAAGAAAAACCUUGCUUCUUGCAAACAUGAAAUAAAGUGCAGUCUUGAAGCCGUAGAUGAAAUGAAGGCCAAAGUAAUUAAGGAAAUUAAAAUCUUCCGCAAAGAGAUGAACAUUUACCUGGACCAAGUGGAGACUGACCUUAUAGAAGAGGUUGAAGAACUCACUGCUAAAGAUGUUUCGCUACAAAAAAAACUUCAAGAAGAAUGUGAAUCCUUAGAAAAUGAAUUAGGACAGUUUCAAAGUAAACUAGAUCAAUAUUCAGAGAAGGUUAAUCAGUUGUUUGCUACAUCUAAACGUAUACAGAAAAGGUUGAAACACUGGCUGGAAGUAAAUCAAAAUAUUGCUUCUGGAAGUCAAAUAAAUAUUUGCAGAUUUGAACCAUCCAAAGAAAUGAUGGCUCUUAAAACGAACCACUCUCCUCUGGGAAACAUUGGUACAAUUAUCAAGAAAUUUCCUGGUCGGAGUAGGAGGAGUAUCGUUGAAAUGGAAGCAAACUUGGUUGGGAAGACGAACGUUCAAGCUGCAAAGGAAGGAAAAUGUUGGAUUACGGGAAUGGCAAUGGUUUCAUGUGACGACAUUUUGCUUGCAGAUUGCGAGAACAGUUCUCUGAAAAUUCUAAAUGUGAGCAAUGGUAAGGUCACGUCAAGGUUUAAACCGCCAGGAAAACCAUAUGAUGUAACUGUAAUCAAUUCUGAAAAGGCUGCUACAACUUUACCAAAGGAAGGGAAAAUCCUGUUUGUGAACACUUAA
Messenger RNA from Mercenaria mercenaria, 1098 nucleotides. RefSeq names its product E3 ubiquitin-protein ligase TRIM33-like. Bases 1 to 1098 code for a protein of 365 amino acids. Gene Ontology annotation, cellular component: nucleoplasm; chromatin. Gene Ontology annotation, molecular function: ubiquitin-protein transferase activity; zinc ion binding. The transcript has a single exon. Lineage: Eukaryota; Metazoa; Mollusca; Bivalvia; Venerida; Veneridae. Gene Ontology annotation, biological process: positive regulation of DNA-templated transcription. The record is from RefSeq and is a predicted model, not a curated record.